Messenger RNA from Cajanus cajan (pigeon pea), 4105 nucleotides. The record is from RefSeq and is a predicted model, not a curated record. Lineage: Eukaryota; Viridiplantae; Streptophyta; Magnoliopsida; Fabales; Fabaceae.
GAUGCAUGUAUCAUAGUUCCGUUUCCCAAGUGCUCUCAGUUAACGCCGACCUGGGCCCCUGAGACUCACUGUCUGGGAAACGCGAAAACGUCAAUGGCAAUGGCAGCUGCUCAUACCACUCACUUCACACUUCGCAGCGCCAAACCCUAGCUUCUGAGUUGUACAGAUUCUUAUCUCGCGUUUCGCUCCCUCAAAUCCGAUCCUGUUCCUCUUCAAUUUCGCUCAUGUUGACAUUUAUCGUCGGAAUUUGCAGAAUCUGAAGAACGACAAUCCUCUCCUCUCUCUCCCUCUCUAAGUUCCUCUCAUUUUGCUGCAAUCGGUGCCAUAAUAUUAAUUCUUGCAGAUACCGUAAUGGCUCACUGCUAUAACAAGGAUAAUGACACAAGUGCAUCUCAAUUAAGUUGGUGGUAUGUAGAUAUAUCUUACCAAGAACUUAAAAAGGGAAGUUACAAAGUGAAAAGCUCAGAUGAUACUUUCAUUUGUCCAUACUGUCCUGAGAGAAAACAAGAUUAUAAGUACAGGGAACUCCUUAAUCAUGCUUCUGGAGUUGGUCGGAGUAGUUCAGAAAAGAGAACUGCAAAAGAAAAGGCUAAUCAUCUGGCCUUAGUGAAAUAUUUGGAAAAGGAUCUCGCGCAUAUGGAUGGCCCAUCAAAACCUGUAGAUAAAGGUGCCAAAUUAAGCCUAGGAGAAACAGCAAUGACUCACGGCUCUAAUAAGGAUACUGAUAUAAGUGCAUCUCAAAUAAGUUGGUGGUAUGUAGAUGCAUCUUAUGAAGAACUCAAAAGUGGAAGUCACAAUGUGAAAACCUCAGAUGUGACUUUCAUCUGUCCAUACUGCCCUAGGAGAAAACAGGAUUAUUUGUACAGGGAACUCCUAGAACAUGCUUAUAUGGUGGGUCGGAGUAGUUCUGAAAAGAGAAGUGCCAGAGAGAGGGCCAAUCAUCUCGCUUUAGUGAAAUAUUUGGAAAAAGAUCUUACUGUUAUGGAUGGCCCAUCAAAACCUCUAGACAAAGGUACCAAAGUAUUAAGCCUAGGACAAACUGUAAUGCCUCAAUGCUCUAAAAAGGAGACUGAUAUGAGCGCAUCUCAAAUAAAUUGGUGGUAUGUAGAUAAAUUUUACAAAGAACUCAAAAACAGAAAUCACAUUGUGCAAACUUCAGAUGAGACUUUGUCCUGUCCAUACUGCCCUAAAAUGAAAAAACAGGAUUAUGUGUACCGGGAACUUCUUGAACAUGCUUCUGGGGUGGGUCAGAGUAGUUCACAAAAGAGAAGUGUCAGAGAGAAGGCCACUCAUCUGGCACUAAUGAAAUAUUUGAAAAAUGAUCUUAUGCAUAUGAAUUGUUCAUCAAAGUCUGUAAAUGAAGGUAACCCUCCUGUUAACAUGGUGGGUCAAAGUAGUUCACAAGACAGAACUGCCAAAGAAGACACAACUCAUUUGGCUUUAGCAAAAUACUUGAAAAAGGAUCUUACUAAUGUGAGUGCUCCAUCAAAACCUGUAUAUGAAGGAACCAUAAUAGUAAGGCCAAGAGAAACUGUAUCUGGUUGCUGCUCUAGCAAAGAUAGCAAUAUAAGUUCAUCUCAAUUUGGGUCGUAUGUAGAUAAAUCUUAUGAAGAACUCAAAAAGGGAAGUCACAAUGUGAAAACCACUGAUGAGACUUUCACAUGUCCAUACUGCCCUAAUAAAAAGAUAAAACGGGAUUAUGUGUACAGGGAAAUCCUUGAACAUGCUUCUGGGGUGGGUCACAGUAGCUCACAGAAAAGAAGUCUCAUUGAAAAGGCUAAUCAUCUGGCUUUAGUAAAAUAUUUGAAAAAGGAUCUUAUGAAUGUGAGUGCUCCAUGUCCAUCAAAACCUAUGGAUCAAGGCACCAUCACAAUAAGGCCAGGAGAAACAAUGGGUCACUUCUCUCAUAAAGAUACUAAUAUAAGGGAAUCUCAAAUAAGUUGGUGGUAUGUAGAUAAAACCUAUGAAGCACUGAAAAAGGGAAGUCACAAUGUGAAAACCUCAGAGAAGACUUAUUCAUGUCCAUAUUGCCCUAAUAAAAAGAGAAAACGAGAUUAUGUUUACAGGGAAAUUCUUGAACAUGCUUCCGGGGUUGGUCAGAGUAGUUCACAAAAGAGAAGUGCCUUUGAAAAGGCUAAUCAUCUGGCUUUAAUGAAAUAUUUGGAAAAGGAUCUUAUGAUCAUAGAUAGUCCACCAAAAACUGCAGAUGAAGGCAGUCCUCCUUUCAAUUCUGAGAAACAGUUUGUGUGGCCAUGGACUGGGAUUGUAGUUAAUAUUCCUACUAGACAAACAGAAGAUGGACGAUUUGUUGGGGAAAGUGGUUCCAAGCUAAGGGAUGAAUACCGAAGUAGGGGAUUUAAUCCACGUAGAGUCCGCACUCUUACAAAUUUUUGGGGUCACUCUGGAACUGCCGUUGUGGAAUUCAAUAAAAAUUGGACAGGAUUAGAUAGUGCUUUGGCAUUUGAAAGAGCAUAUGAAUUAGAUCAUCAUGGGAAAAAAGACUGGUUUGCUAAUACUUGGCAGAAGUCCGGUAUUUAUGCAUGGGUUGCUCAAGCUGAUGACUACAAGAUGAACAAUAUCAUUGGGGAACGAUUGCGGAAAAUGGGGGAUAUCAGAACAAUACCUGAACUUAUGGAAGAUGAAGCUCGGAAGCAUGAUAUACUUGUGUCCAGUUUGAAUAAUUCUCUUCAAGUCAAGAAGAAACAAUUAAAGGAGGUGGAAGAAAAAUACAAUGAGUCUUCAUGCCGCAUGGACAUUGUAAUGGGAGAAGUAGAUAAGCUCACUCAAAAUCACAAUCAAGAGAUGAAGAAGAUACAUUCAAGUGCAACUCAACACUUUCAGAAUAUUUUUAAUGGUCAUGAAAGGCUCAAGUUACAACUGGAAUCUCAAAAAAGAGAACUUGAGUUGCGGAGAAUUGAAUUGGAAAAACGUGAGGCACGUAAUGAAAGUGAAAGAAAAAAGUUGGAAGAUGAGAUGAUGGAGAAUGCAUUGAGAAACAGCUCUCUGGAAAUGGCUAUUCUGGAGCAACAUAAAGCCGGUGAAAAUGUUUUGAAACUAGCUGCAGAUCAAAAGCGGCAAAAAGAACAACUCCAUGCUAAAAUCAUCCAGCUUGAAAAACAACUGGAUGUUAAACAAAAUCUAGAAUUGGAGAUUCAACAACUGAAAGGAAAAUUAAAUUUCAUGAACCACAUGGAAGGUGAUGGAGACUCGGAAGUUCUGAAUAAGGUGGAUGUUAUACAUAAGGUAUUAAGAGAAAAGGAACAAUCGCUACGAGAUUUAGAUGCCUUGAACCAAACACUGAUUAUAAAAGAGCGUCAGAGCAAUGAUGAGCUACAGGAAGCUCGAAAAGCAUUGAUUAAUGGCAUUAAAGAGAUAUCUUGUCGUGCUAAUGUCGGUGUGAAGAGAAUGGGGGAGCUUGAUAUUAGACCAUUCCUUGAAGCUAUGAAGGAAAAAUAUAAUGAUGAGGAUGCAGAAGAUAGAGCUUCAGAACUGUGUUCGCUGUGGGAAGAGUAUAUUAAGGAUCCAGACUGGCAUCCAUAUAAAAUUACUAUAAUUGAAGGGAAACAUCAGGAAAUCAUAGAUGAUGGAGAUGAAAAGUUGAAAGGACUGAAAAAUGAGAUGGGUGAAGCAGUCUACAAAGCUGUGGUGACAGCUUUGACGGAGAUAAAUACAUAUAAUCCAAGUGGGCGGUAUAUAACCACUGAAUUGUGGAAUUAUGAAGAGGGAAAGACAGCUACCUUACAAGAAGGAGUAAAAUUGUUAUUGAUGCAAUGGAAUCUACAUAAACAAAGACGGGGGACGAUGUGAAGACUGAAAUAAACAUGUUGCUUUCCAAGAGCUAAUUGUGCUUUGAUGCCAAGCUGCAACAUCUAAGGGCUGUGAAUAUUUUUUUAGGAAUACAGGUUUAUUUAAACUCAUUUAGUUAAAAUUAUUGAAAUUGUAUUUAAACUCGGAUUUAUCUGAUUACGAAACUGUAUUUAUAACAAUUAUGCUUGUUGUUUAGGUCAAGUUCCAUCUUAUACCUAAACUUCCAGUUUGGGUCCCUGAAAUUGUGAAAACAUUCAAUGUAAAGAGUUGAGAAAUCAUUAAAAAAAAAAAAAAAAAA